Molecule: messenger RNA, 1101 nt
Organism: Candidozyma duobushaemuli
Lineage: Eukaryota; Fungi; Ascomycota; Pichiomycetes; Serinales; Metschnikowiaceae
Product: tRNA 1-methyladenosine methyltransferase subunit
Exons: 1
Coding region: 1-1101 (366 amino acids)
Biological process (GO): tRNA methylation
Cellular component (GO): nucleus; tRNA (m1A) methyltransferase complex
Source: RefSeq, a predicted model, not a curated record
AUGUCUUUCUAUGAAUGCAAAGACAUAAUCGAAGAGGGGGACCUCGUGCUUGCCUUUGUCAGCCGAGGCCUCAUCAAGCCCUUCUACGUGACCAAGGGCGAGUACCUCAAUACCCGUUUUGGUAACUUUGAGCAUGACAAAAUGGUGGGCAUGAAGUAUGGAUCCCAGAUGGCAGGAGCCAACGAUAAAGGAUUUGUGCAUCUUCUUCAACCUAGCCCCGAGCUUUGGACGAUAUCCUUACCGCAUAGAACCCAGAUCGUGUACACGCCGGAUUCGUCGUAUAUUAUUCAGAGACUUGGAAUCACCAGUGGAUCUAGGGUGAUCGAAGCAGGCACUGGAUCGGCAUCUUUCACCCAUUCUUUUGCUAGAACAGUGGCUGAAGAUGGGCGUCUUUUCACAUACGAGUUCCACGAACCCCGUUUUCUAGAAGCACAGAAGGAAUUGAACGAGCAUGGCCUACUCCAGGUGAACACUAUAGCUACUCAUCGCGAUGUGUGCAAUGGAGGAUUUGAGAUAUCCGACCUUCCAGAGAAGUUUGCUCUCAAUGGAAGCAUCAACGCUGACUCGGUAUUUCUUGAUUUGCCGUCUCCCUGGACUGCCAUUCCGCAUCUUCCCAAAGUUGUAUCGCAGACAUCCAGAGUGGGUAUCUGCUGCUUCAGUCCGUGUAUAGAACAAGUGGACAAGACGAUAGAAGCGCUUGAAGCAAACGGAUGGACUAGCAUUGAGAUGGUGGAGAUCCAGGGCCGUCGUUACGAGGCCAGAAAAGAAAUGGUCAAGGAUCUCCAGGACGUUGUAAAGAGACUCAAAGACAUCCAGGGCAGAAAAACGCUGGGCAUCGAGAGCAGGAGACUUGCACGGGUGGGAGACAAAAAGAAGGAAAACCAAGGCAUCAAGAGAGAUAUCAGCGAGGUGGAAAGUGAAGAUACUGCCCUGCCUGAGCCCAGGCCGAAGAGCUUCAACCCAUUCGGAAAGGGUAUCAGAAUCAAGGAAGGAGACGAGCAGUUCAAGUGGAAACAGGUGACCAAGAUCGAACCUGAAAUCAAAACCCAUACAUCCUACCUCACAUUCGCCUUUCUCGUGCCGCAAAAUCCAUCCGCAUAG